GUUUGAAAACGCGGGAAAACCUUGGAUCACGAUGCUGUUUACAUUUUCGCCCAGCAUAUGCAUAUGAUACAUCUUCUGUACCCAUUUCAUUAUGAACAGGAAAAUGAAGCAGGACACAAAAACUCUGACAGUCAACCUCAUCUGUCAAGUGGAGGGGUCCCAGAGACUCCAUUCACUAAGGGCACUCAUGUUAUCCGACUAUGGUCUAAAGGAUCUGCCUGCUGACAUACUGAAACACAUGAAGAGUAUCAAGACCCUGGACUUCUCCCGCAAUAACCUCACAACUUUUCCAGAGGUCACUCUGAAAACUUUGGAGACACUGGACAUCUCUGAGAAUAAUAUUGACUCCAUAGACUUUGUGAAGAACCUUCCGAAUCUCAAGCAGCUUAUGGUAGAAGGAAACCCAAACAUCCAGGCCAGUCACAAGAUAGAGGCAGUUCUGAAGUGUCCAAGUCUGAUGAAGAUCGAUGGUGAUGAUUUGGAUAGCAUACACAGACAAAUCCAACACAUCAAAGAGAAGUGGAAGUUACAGGUGCAGGCCAAGUUUGAAGUGCUGUAUGAGGACCGAUUCACAGAGGACAUGUCUGAGGAGGAGUUCCAGAAGGCUGUGUCAGAGUUCAAGGCCAUUGUCAGAUCUGAUGACCUGUUCGCCAGGACAGAGAAAAUCAUUAUUGAGCAGCUAGUCACAGAGGUAGCCGAAGAAGUCCACUCUGGUAGACAUUUCCGCUCUGAUGUCCAGACUCCCCGGACUCCGAGGAGUGCCAGACUGUCCAGGAAACUCAGUGCAACCUCACCCAAAACAUCAGCCACCACCCCAAAGAGGAACAAGAGUCGGAACCACUCUUCUUUACUGGACUCCCCCACCCUGAAGAUGCCUCAGUCCCCCAUAUCCCCCAUCAGUACCCCACACAACAGGAAGAGACGGAGGGACAGUGACCAGGGCGAACUCACACAGAAAUCAAAACGAGACAGGAAGUACUCCCCUCUAACCUGGAUGAUGAGGAAGAACACAGUUGUGGACCAUGACCUGAUUUCUUUGCCAUCAGUACCUGACUACGACCCUGUGUAUUUCCUGAGAUGCCACUCCGAGGGAAACGACCCUUCUGAUGAGGUCACCAAGGUGUGGAGGUGUGCUUUUGAACCUAGCAUUGAAGACCCAGAGAAGACAACAAACAUGUUGGCCACUUGUGGGGGGCAGACGGUCUGCCUGAUUGACUGUAACACAGGGAAGGUGAUGAAGCGCUACAAAGACAGCAACAAGUAUGAGUGCUUUUACACCAUGGCAUGGACCACAGUCCAACUGAACAACAACAGAACGGAGAAAACCAAUCUGUUGGCUGUUGCAGGUCAAAGUGCUGAUAUCAAGCUGAUCCACCCCUCACAGUUUGUGAUGUAUGCCACACUAGAGGGUCACAGGAAGUAUGUCAGCUGUUUGACCUUUCACCCCAACCAUCCCACAAUCCUCUUCAGUGGCAGCAAUGAUAGGAAGAUCAUCAUUUGGGAUAUUGGUAUUCCCAACAUGAGAGACUACACUGUCUUGUUCAAGAAGUUGCACGUUCUGCAGGCACCAGACACUGAUGCUUUGAACCUCGUCCUGAGCAUGCCCAGUCAGACUCUGUUGGCAGGAUGUGAGGACUCGUGCUUUGGAUGGAAAGCAGAUAACAUUAACAAAAUAUCAAGGGACCCUGACUACCAGUUUUAUCUGCCCACUGUGUCCAGUGACGGGGAGAGUAACGUCAGUACUGUGAGGGAGACAGUGGAUGGACUGGCAGCUCUAAAGAACGGCUAUGUCGUGAACAAAUGUGUUGGAGAUGACAUCAUCAGUGUUUGGAAUGUCAAGGAUCAGCUGUCGAACAAUGGCAAAGCACACAAAAGGAAGGUCAAGGCCCACAUCAGGUCGGUUGGGGUCAAACCAGCAGCCCUCCUCCACUACACCACCCAGGAUGUAGACUACAUCAACAUGGGCACAAACAAAGAAAUGAUGGUGGUUGGAGACGACUCUGGGAAUCUCAGGCUGUACAACAUUAAUGAACUGACCAACAGGAAGUCCAAGUCAUGUGACGACAUCAUGAGGCCUUCCAGGGUUUUAGAAUGGCCGGAGAUUGCUGAAGGACCCAUGAAACAGUUUUGUCAGAAAGAGGUUGUGAUUGUCAACAGUGCCUGUGUCAGUCAUGACGGGGAGUAUGUCGCCUGUGGGACAGACAACAAUUUGGUGUGUGUGUGGAGACAGAGUAGGGACUCUAGUGAGGAGGAGAUGAUGUUGGACUGAGGGCGCCUGUCAUGAUAACUCGUGUAGAAGACUUGAGGCUGAUAUUUCAUGAAAAAGAAGACUUGUGGUUGAUUCAUGGAGAGAACUUGUGGUUGAUUCCUAAUGGAGAGAACUUGUGGUUGAUUCCUGAUGGAGAGAACUUGUGGUUGAUUCCUGAUGGAGAGAACUUGUGGUUGAUUCCUGAUGGAGAGAACUUGUGGUUGAUAUCUCAGAGAGAUUUUUUCACUGGAUAUAAGGACCAGGUUUUGUUCUAUGUUUAGAACUGAUGGGCAUUGAUAUACAUGUAUGAGGCUGUGAAAUUGUGAAAUGAUUUUGAAUUAUGUGUGUGAUCUCAGUUUUGGUUGGAAUAUGUAUAUUGUUAUUUUGUUCUGUGGGAUAUCUUUGUUGGACUAUAUGUGUCCUCAUUUUUCGUAAUUCCUCACCAUCUUCCCAGCUCCUUAUAUUAUUACAAGUGCACUGUUUGUUUCUAGGUAGUACAUUAAGAUUGCUCUUUGAUAGCAUAUCACACUUUGAAAACUCGAUGGAAAAAGUUAACAAUAUCAAUAAUCAAGUCAGUUAUUCCUGUUUUAAGAUAUUUUAUAGUAUCUUGAUAAUAGUUGGUAGUCUUUUUGUUAUGAGGGUUAUAUCUAGUGUUGAAAUAAUGUACAUGUUUUAAAAACAUGAGUGUAUGGAGCUAUAGGAAGGUAGUAUAGAAUUCAACAACUUGGUUGAAUUUGAGUUUAUGAUAUAGUUUAUGAGUUUUCAGUGAAUAUUUUUUCCUUUAUGAAGAAACCUGAUUUAGUGCUACUGAUAACUGUACAUGUAGUAACGAUGUAUAGAACUUCUGAUGUGUUCAAGUUGAUUGCAGAAAUAAUGCAAUCAAAAUUUGUGUUCAAGUUGGUUUUUUAUUUUUCAUUUUUAUGCCCUUCUUUCAGCGUUUAGUUUUAAUGAAAUUUCUUCAAAAAAUAUCUGAAAAUAUUUUCUAUAUCAAGGCAUUUUAGUGUUUCAUGUUUAUUUCACCUUCUGUUUUAAACACCCACCUUUUAAUUUUUUAUUUGAAUUUUUUUUUUCAUUUUAAGUUUGAAUUAAACGUUCAUUUUCAUUUUAUGUUUUAACUUAAGACUGUUACGGAGACCCUGCCUGUAUCAAUCAUUGCUUAUAAAUCUUUGUUUAUAUGUACCAAAUUUUUUUUUUUAGUUUGUAACAUUAAAUUUUUUGUUCAUUU
Magallana angulata is the source of this 3473-nucleotide messenger RNA. Its product is annotated as leucine-rich repeat and WD repeat-containing protein 1-like. The record is from RefSeq and is a predicted model, not a curated record. NCBI's taxonomy places the organism in Eukaryota, Metazoa, Mollusca, Bivalvia, Ostreida, Ostreidae. Gene Ontology annotation, biological process: chromatin organization; establishment of protein localization to chromatin. Gene Ontology annotation, cellular component: nuclear origin of replication recognition complex. Gene Ontology annotation, molecular function: protein binding; chromatin binding.